Messenger RNA from Diaporthe citri, 2289 nucleotides. RefSeq lists its product as uncharacterized. The transcript has a single exon. Gene Ontology annotation, biological process: cellular response to hydrogen peroxide; hydrogen peroxide catabolic process. The record is from RefSeq and is a predicted model, not a curated record. Lineage: Eukaryota; Fungi; Ascomycota; Sordariomycetes; Diaporthales; Diaporthaceae. Bases 1 to 2289 code for a protein of 762 amino acids. Gene Ontology annotation, cellular component: cytosol. Gene Ontology annotation, molecular function: catalase activity; heme binding.
AUGGGCAGCGUCGAGCAGUGCCCUCUUCACUCCAAUGUCGCCGGUGGCGGCACCAAGAGCAAGGAUUGGUGGCCCAACAAGCUGCGCCUCGAUGUCCUGCGCAUGCACUCGGCCUCGUCAAACCCCAGUGACAAGGACUUUGACUAUGCCGAGGCCUUCAAGCAGCUUGACUAUGCUGCCCUGAAGAAGGACCUCCACACCCUCAUGACCGAUUCGCAGGACUGGUGGCCCGCUGAUUACGGCCACUAUGGCGGCCUGAUGAUCCGCAUGGCUUGGCACUCCGCCGGCACUUAUCGUGUCUUCGACGGCCGCGGCGGUGGAGGCGACGGCCAGCAGCGUUUCGAGCCCCUCAACAGCUGGCCUGACAACGGCAACCUUGACAAGUCCCGUCGCCUGCUCUGGCCCAUCAAGCAGAAGUACGGGAACAAGAUUUCCUGGGCCGACCUCAUACUGCUUGCCGGCAACGUCGCCCUCGAGUCCAUGGGGUUCAAGCCCUUUGGCUUUGCCGGCGGCCGCCCCGACACCUGGCAGGCCGACGAGUCCGUGUACUGGGGUAGCGAGACCAAUAUGUUCCCCGAGGGUAACGACACUCGUCACUCCAAGAUCCUCAAGGAGCUCAAGGCCAGCGGGACCUUGCAGGGCGACUGGUCCAAGGACACCGACAUUCACCACCGUGAGCUCGAGGAGCCCAUGGGAGCCACCCAUAUGGGUCUCAUCUAUGUCAACCCCGUCGGCCCCGACGGCAUCCCUGACCCCCUUGCCUCCGCCAGGGACAUCCGCACCACGUUCGGCCGUAUGGCCAUGAACGAUUACGAGACCGUUGCCCUUAUCGCCGGCGGGCACGCUUUUGGGAAGACCCACGGCGCCGCCCCUGACAGCAACUGUGGCCCCGCUCCCGCUGGUGCCGAGAUCAACGAGCAGGGCUUUGGCUGGAAGAGCAAGCACGGAUACGGCAGCGCCGGCGACGCCAUCACCUCCGGGCUCGAGGUCGUCUGGACCACCACCCCGACCAAGUGGAGCAACGGUUUCCUUACCUCUCUCUUUAACAACGAGUGGGAGAAGGAGAAGAGCCCUGGUGGCGCCUGGCAGUGGGUCGCCAAGGACGCUGAAGCUACCAUUCCCGAUCCCUUCGACCCCAACAAGAAGCGCAAGCCCACCAUGCUCACCAGCGAUCUCGCGUUGCGCGCCGACCCCGAGUACGAAAAGAUCUCGCGACACUUCCUCGAGAACCUCCCUGAGCUUGAGGACGCCUUCGCACGAGCCUGGUUCAAGCUUCUCCACCGUGAUAUGGGCCCUGUCUCCCGCUACCUCGGCCCCGAGGUCCCCAAGGAGGAGCUCAUCUGGCAAGACCCCGUGCCCAAGGUCGAGCACCCCUUGGUUGACGACAAGGACGUAGCCCAGCUCAAGAAGGACCUGCUGUCUGCUGGUGUCGCACCUGAUCGUCUUAUCGCCACCGCUUGGGGCGCUGCCUCAUCCUUCCGAAGCAGCGACAAGCGUGGUGGUGCCAACGGAGCACGAAUCCGCCUUGAGCCCCAGAAGAAUUGGGGUGCCAACAACCCACAGCAGCUGCAGCAGAUUCUCAGUGCCAUAGAGGGCGUGCAGCAGCAAUUCAACAGUUCCGCCCCGGGCGGUAAGAAGAUCUCCCUGGCCGAUGCGAUCGUCCUUGCUGGCACCGCCGCGGUUGAGAAGGGCGCAAGGGACGCUGGCCACAACGUCACGGUUCCUUUCACCCCGGGCCGUACAGACGCCUCGCAGGAGCAGACUGAGGUCGACUCCAUCGACUACCUCGAGCCCAAGGUGGACGGAUUCCGCAACUAUGGCAAAUCUUCUGCGCGUGUCAAGACCGAGGAGUACCUCGUCGACAAGGCUAAUCUCCUCAACCUGUCCCCACCCGAGCUUACCGUCCUCGUUGGCGGCCUGAGAGCUCUGAACGCGAACUGGGACGGCAAUUCCAACGGCGUCUUCACGAAGCGCCCGGGCCAGCUGACGAACGAUUUCUUCGUCAACCUGCUCGACAUGAGCACCACCUGGGUGGCCAAGGGCAACGACGGUGAGCUGUGGUCCGGAGUCGACCGCAAGACGGGUAGUGAGAGGUGGACGGCUACCCGCGCCGACUUGGUUUUCGGUUCUCACUCGGAACUUAGGGCCAUCGCCGAAGUUUACGGCAGCGCUGACGGAGAGGUAAAAUUGGUUCGAGAUUUCGUAGCAGCCUGGAACAAGGUCAUGCUGUUGGAUCGAUUUGAUGUCAAGGGAGGUCAGAAGGCCGGCGGUUCGGGCUAUAGACUAUAA